CAGAGACAGAGACAGACAGAGAGAGCGAGAGAGGAACAGAGUGGAUGAGAGAGAGAAACAAAAAGAAACAGGGAGACUGAUAAAGUAUGAAGAGGAAGAAAAGCAAGAGAGAGAUACUGUAGUUUAAAGAGGAACAAAAGUUUUAAUUUGAAUUUUAGAGGGAAAUACAAGAGAGAGAGAGAGAGAGAAGGAAAGAGAGAGAAACACACUAAGGGGUGUGUCAUAGCAAUUUAGUUCCUCAAGGAAGUACAACUGACAUUUAUCUUGAGACGGUGGCGAGCAGCACUGAUAGAUGAGACACAGAGGGAUUUUCUUUUAUUUUCACCUGGUAAGAUGAAGGGAUUCCAUUAACGAGUGCUCAAUGCUGACAACCUGAGCCACGUGCCGUAGGGACUGAGACGUUUGACACGAAGGGGGGGGGGGACUCUCUCAGGCACACACAGGUAAGGAUGGAGUCGUUCAGCUCCAAGGAUAUGGCCAUGCAGGCCCAGAAGAAGAUCCUCAGCCACAUGGCCAACAAGUCUGUGGUCCAUAUGUUCAUAGACGACACCAGCAGUGAGAUCCUGGACGAGCUCUACCGUGUUUCCAAAGAGUAUUCAGGCAACCGCUCAGAGGCCCAGAAGGUGGUGAAGGACCUGAUCAAGAUAGCAGUGAAGAUUGGCGUGCUGUUCAGACACAACCGUUUCAGCCCAGAGGAGCUGAGUCUGGCCCAGGACUUCAAGAAGAAGCUGCAUCAAGGAGCCAUGACAGCCAUCAGCUUCUAUGAGGUGGAGUUCACCUUUGACAAGACAGUAAUGUCGGAGAUCCUGACAGGAUGCAGAGAUCUGCUGUUGAAGCUAGUCGACUCCCACCUCACAUCCAAAUCCCAUGGUCGCAUCAAACACGUAUUCAACCAUUACUCCGAUCCAGAGCUUCUGACCAAGCUGUACAACCCCGAUGGACCCUUUAAACCCAACCUCACCAAAAUAUGCACCGGCCUCAACCGUCUGCUGGAGGAGGGAACGUUAUGAGAGUGUGAGCAAGUCUAUGAUUGUGAGAGAGACACUGGAAGAUCUGCUUGAUGGGGUCUGCUUAGAACUCGAGAGAAGACUGUGUGUAAGGACAGGAGGUGUCCAUGCUCUAAAUGAGAACUGGCAAGAUUUGUGACUCAAGUUUUACUUGAUGUUGUCACUCACUGAUCUGUUAUUUUCCAAAAAGGGUACUGUCCAAAGUGGAAAAAAUAUGAGAAUACGCAGGAUGAUGUAAAGUUAAUGUCUCCUGAUGAAUUGUGUCUCAACGAAUGGAGUUCCUGGAAAGUCAGGAUUAGGUUAAGAUUGUGUCAACCACCUGAUUUUUAUACAGUGGAAUUUCCGUCCAUGGUUUCACAUUCUCAUUUACUACUAUUCUAUUUUUUCUGGUGUUUUUUCUCUCUCUUGACAUAUUAUGUACUGUAUAGGGAAAGAGAAACCUCAAGGAUUGCACAAUACUGACUGACAGAAUGAAAACAAGGGUUAAAAGCAAGCGGUGAAAUAUAAGAAUAGAGUACUACAAUCUAGUGGUCCAGCUGGCAAUGACUCAGUACUGCAUGUAACGAAGAAAAUAUAAAAGCUUAUUUACAAAAACAGUGCACAUCUAUUGUGGAGAUACAAGACAGUCAUUUUAUAAGACCCAAAGAGAAACUGGAUUGGAAUAUUUAAGAACUGUCUAUAAAAUAAUUCAGCUUUAUUUGGGCCUUGUACAUCAUAGGAUUGGAAAAAAAAAAGCCUUGUAAAUUGGUGCCUUAUUGUCUAUUUGUGAAUUUAUUGACUUCACAUCUUUAGUUAAAAUGUACAAUUUAUCAAUAAAUUGACAACAAUGUGUAUACAUACAGUAUCAGUCAAAAGUCUGGACACAUCUACUCAUUCAAGGGUUUUUCUUUAUUUUUACUAUUUUCUACAUGGCAAAAUAAUAUUGAAGAGAUCAAAACUAUGAAAUAAAACAUAUGGAAUCAUGUAGUAACCAAAAAAGUGUUAAACAAAUCAAAAUAUAUCAUAUAUUUUAGAUUCUUCAAAGUAGCCACCCUUUGCCUUGAUGGUAUGUUUUGGCUCAUUGUCCUGUUGAAAAACAAAUUAUAGUCCCACUAAGCACAAACCAAAUGGGAUGGCGUAUCGCUGCAGAAUGCUGUGUUUGCCAUGCUGGUUAAGUAUGCCUUGAAUUCUAAAUAAUAGAGUACUACAAUCUAGUGGUCCAGCUGGCAAUGACUCAGUACUGUAUGUAUUAUAUCAAAAAAUAUAAGCUUAUUUACCAAAACAGUGCACAUCUAUUGUGGAGAUACAAGGCAGUCAUUUUAUAAGACCCAAAGAGAAACUGAUUACUUGUUAGAUAUUACUGCAUGGUCGGAACUAGAAGCGCAAGCAUUUCGCUACACUCGCAUUAACAUCUGCCAACCAUGUGUAUGUGACAAAUAACAUUUGAUUUGUAUUGAUUUGUUAUCACAACAGUGUCACCAGCAAAGCACCGUCACACCACCUCCUCUAUGCUUCACGGCGGGAACCACAUAUGCAGAGAUCAUCCGUUCACAUACUCUGUCUCAAAGAAUGGGGGUAGGAAGCAAAAAUCUCAAAUUUGGACUCAUCAGACCAAAGGACAGAUUUCCACCGGUCUAUGUCCAUUGAUUGGCUCAAACGCAUUAAGAAGGAAAUAGAAACCACAAAUGAACUUUUAACGAGGCACACCUGUUAAUUGAAAUGCAUUCCAGGUGACUACCUCAUGAAGCUGGUUGAGAGAAUGCCAAGUGUGCAAUGCUAUCAUCAAGUGUAAGGGUGGCUACUUUGAAGAAUAUCAAAUAUAUUUUGAUUUGUUUAACACUUUUUUGGUUACUACAUGUUUCCAUAUGUGUUAUUUCAUAGUUUUUAUGUCAACACUAUUAUUCUACAAUGUAGAAAAUAGUAAAAAAGAAAGAAAAAAACAUGGAAUGAGUAGGUGUGUCUAAACGUUUGACUGGUACAGUAGGUAGUGAGCAAAAUGGAAAUACCUGGGUAAAAAAGGGACAAACUGGUGAAUCAACGGUAACAUCACAUAUCAAAAAGAGUAACCAGGUCAGAUGCUUCUGAAAUAACUAAAGGCAACAUAAAAUAUAUCUUGUACUUCUAAACUACAUGUCUAGAUUUACUUAAACAGCAGAAAAGCAACAAAUAGCAAGGAGAUCCAACAAGUUCCUCACUUUUAUUGAGUAUGGCCAAUUCAGUGUUAACAAUAGAUCCCUAAAUCAUGGUUGCCAAAAUUCAAUUAAAUACCAAGGCAACCUUACCACUGACUACAACCUAGUGCCAAGAUUAGAAAAAGAAAGUGCAAUGCUCAGUAUUCUUCUAAAAAUAAAUAUGUACAUCAUUGCAUAAUUGUAACAAACACCCAGUGAAGACUAGGCUAUACCAACUCACAUUGGUUUCAAUUAUAAAUACAUGUUUUAGAGUCAACUUCUAUUGUUCUCCAAGACUUGCAUAUUUUUCACAUUUCUGACAUUGCAUAAGACACUACGAGGUAGCAUAACUCACAUGAUCUAGCUAGCGCCUGUGGCCAAACAUAACUUGGAGAGUUACAAGAUCACACUAACAUACAAACACAACUCACAAAGUGCCACAUUCUGACUCUCGUUUUGUGUAGUAAACGGACAACCAGACAGUGCUGUUCUGGAUAUGGCUAAUAUAUAAUAUGUAGUCAAUGUAUUACAACGUGAAAUAACUUGGAAAUAGUUAAUUGCUUAAUAAGAAGUCUUUUAAAACUUUUGACCGGUAGUGUAUAAGAACACCUACUCAUUCAAGGGUUUUUCUUUACUUUUACUAUUUUCUACAUUGUAGAAUAAUAGUGAAGACAUCAAAAUUAUGAAAUAACAUAUAUCAUUUAGUAAUCAAACAAAUUGUGAAAGAAAUCUAAAUAUAUUUUAUAUUUGAGAUUCUUCAAAUAGCCACCCUUUGCCUUGAUGACAGCUUUGCACACUCUUGGCACUCUCUCAACCAGCGUCAUGAGGUAGUCACCUAGAAUACAUUUCAAUUAACAGGUGUGUCUUCUUAAAAGUUAAUUUGUGGAAUUUAUUUCCUUCUUGAUGCAUUUGAGCCAAUCAGUUGUGUUGUAACAAGGUAGGGCUGGUAUACAGAAGAUCGCCCUAUUUGGUAAAAUACCAAGUCUAUAUUAUGGCAAGAACAAUUCAAAUAGCAAAGAGAAAUGACAGUCCAUCAUUACUGUAAGACAUUAAGGUCAGUCAAUACGGAACAUUUCAAGAAAAGUUUCUUCAAGUGCAGUCGCAAAAACCAUAAAGCGCUAUGAUGAACCUGGCUCUCAUGAGGACCGUCACAGGAAUGGAAGACCCAGAGUUACCUCUGCUGCAGAGGAUAAGUUCAGUUGUAACCAGCCUCAGAAAUUGCAGCCCAAAUAAAUGCUUCACAGAGUUCAAGUAACAGACACAUCUCAACAUCAACUGUUCAGAGGAGACUGCAUGAAUCAGGCCUUCGUGGUUGAAUUGCUACAUAGAAACCACGACUAAAGUACACCAAUAAGAAGAAGAGAUUUGCUGGGGCCAAGAAACACGAGCAAUGGACAUUAGACCGGUGGAAAUCUGUCCUUUGGUCUGGAGUCCAAAUUGGACAUUUUUGGUUCCAACCAAAAGUGGGUGAACGGAUGAUCUCCGCAUGUGCAUUUCCACCGUAAAGAAUGGAGGAGGUGUUAUGGUGCUUUGCUGGUGGUACUGUGAUUUAUUUAGAUUUCAAGGCACCCUUAACCAGCAUGGCUACCACAGCAUUCUGCAGCGAUAUGGCAACCCAUCUGGUUUGGGCUAAGUGGGACUAUCAUUUGAUUUUCAAAAGAACAAUGACCCAACACACCUCCAGGCUGAGUAAGGGCUAUUUUACCAAGGAGUGAUGGAGUGCAGAUGACCUGGCCUCCACAAUGCCCCGACAUCAACCAAAUUGAGAUGGUUUGGGAUGAGUCGGACUGCAGAGUGAAGGAAAAACAGCAAACAAGUGCUCAGCGUAUGUGGGAACUCCUUCAAGACUGUUAGAAAAGCAUUCCUCAUGAAGCUGGUUGAGAGAAUGCCAAGAGUGUGCAAAGCUGUUAUCAAGGAAAAGGGUGGCUUCUUUGAAGAAUCUAAAAUAUAUCAUAUAUUUUGAUUUGUUUUUGGUUACUACAUGAUUCCAUGUUUUAUUUCAUAGUUUUGAUGUCUUCACUAUUAAUCUACAAAUGGAGAAAACAGUAAAAAUAAAGAAAACAAUUGAUUGAGUAGGUGUUCUAAAACUUUUGACCAGUAGUGUAUUGUCAAAAUGAAACUCAUCCUCCCAGCAAAACAAUUAUAUCAACAGUGCUAACGACAAACUUUCAAAUACCAAGUCCAUAGAGCAGCAGGUUACUCGUCAGUGAAAAUAAGAACUCUCCUAAAUCUGUAUUGGCAGAUUAGCUUGGAGGCCAAUCUCUUUGAUUCUUGCAUUAGUACAUGUGUCCCAUGAUCUGCCUGACAGAGGCAAUGCAAUCACAACUCAAAGAUCUCAUCCUCUCUUUCUCUCAGUUUCUUGGUGCAUUUGGUGAUGGUGAGGGGCACUGCACCAAGUAUGGCUUGCUGAUGCAUUCUGGGAGAGGUGACGACCGUGGCACUGUUUGACCUUGUAAAUCGACGGUCUGUUGUCUUACUGGUACAAGCUGCUUCCAAAGACGUCAAUCUGUGAUGGAAAACCCCAACAGGAAAUAAACAGAAGCUUGACAAAAUCAUUAUAUGGAGAGCUAGGCACAUCAUACAGUGUUUCCCAAACCAUGGGGUUGCGAGAAAAACAUAAAUGCAUUUGUUUUAACUUGCUGUUGCCGCUAGAUCCAAUAAACAGAACGAUUUCUAUUUUCUUCCUACAAAUAUGUCUCCGUCUUUUGAACCGUUUAAGCUUCAAAAUAUUAUGACCCCAUCACUCAAAUAUAAGACUGUUUCGUCCUACAAUGACCACCAAUGAAUCAUUAAAAGUGGACAAGACAAAGAACUAAA
Molecule: messenger RNA, 5974 nt
Organism: Salvelinus fontinalis (brook trout)
Lineage: Eukaryota; Metazoa; Chordata; Actinopteri; Salmoniformes; Salmonidae
Gene: tnfaip8l2b
Product: tumor necrosis factor, alpha-induced protein 8-like 2b
Exons: 3
Coding region: 450-1010 (186 amino acids)
Biological process (GO): regulation of apoptotic process
Cellular component (GO): cytoplasm
Source: RefSeq, a predicted model, not a curated record